CUAGACUCGUGCUGUUUAGUACACAAAAGGGGCUGAAUUACAUGACGCGGGAUGCACAAGACUAGCCGUUAAACAAAACAUAGAAAUGUGGAAGCAUGUGGUUGGGUCAGUCUUUCUUUGGUGGGACGGUGAAAGCGAAAUUGAUCAGUCCGGACGGAAAAUUGUCCUUCAUUGCAUCACAACAAUUCCACAAAAAGUAAUGACAACCCAAUCUCUCCCCCCACCUUCCCUCUCCAUUUAUACCCCUCCUUUUCACUCCUUUUCCAACUCCAACCGCAGGCCUCUCCCUCUCUCACUAACCCAUUUUGCUUCUCUCUCUCUCUCUCUCUCUCUCUCUCUUACAGACACAGGCAGAGUUAAGUUGUGAUCUAUGGCUAAGGAGACGAAGCUGGCUGAGCAUGGGUCUUUUCCCGGCAAGGACUACCAAGACCCACCACCAGCACCACUCAUAGGCGCGGACGAGCUGACCAAAUGGUCAUUUUACAGAGCUCUGAUUGCUGAGUUUAUUGCCACUCUCCUCUUCCUUUAUAUAGGGGUCUUGACCGUGAUAGGGUACAAGAGUCAGAUUGAUCCGGACAAAAACAAUAAUAACCCAUGUGGUGGUGUUGGCAUUCUUGGGAUUGCUUGGGCCUUUGGUGGCAUGAUCUUUGUUCUUGUCUACUGUACUGCUGGUAUUUCUGGGGGUCACAUAAACCCAGCAGUGACCUUCGGGAUGUUCUUGGCUCGAAAGGUGUCACUGAUCCGAGCUCUGAUGUACAUGGUGGUUCAGUGUUCAGGAGCCAUAUGUGGUGCUGGGCUCGUGAAGGCCUUCCAGAAGUCUGACUACAAGAAGUACGGUGGUGGGGCCAACGAGCUCGCCCUCGGCUACAGCACCGGCGUUGGAUUGGCUGCUGAGAUCAUAGGAACGUUCGUUCUUGUGUACACCGUCUUCUCAGCCACUGAUCCCAAGAGAAGCGCCAGAGAUUCCCAUGUGCCUGUGUUGGCACCUCUUCCAAUUGGAUUUGCUGUGUUCAUGGUUCACCUGUCCACCAUCCAUAUCUCCGGUUCCGGCAUCAAUCCGGCUAGGAGUCUUGGGGCUGCCGUGAUCUACAACCAGAGCAAGGCUUGGGAUCACCAUUGGAUCUAUUGGGCUGGACCCUUCAUUGGUGCUGCCAUUGCUGCCUUCUACCACCAGUUUAUCUUGAGAGCUGGUGCCGUUAAAGCUCUUGGUUCAAUCAGGAGCAGUUCCCUUGUUUGAUAUCGAAAAUCCCGAGUUGUCGAAGUUAUCGUGGGUUCUAUUCCUUCUCCAUGGUUUUUGCUAGAAGUUAUUGAAAGGAGGAAAAAUGAUAUUACUAGAAAAAGAAUAAUGGAGGAAAGCUUUUGCUUGUAUGGUGGUCUGCUGCUAUGGGAGGGAUAUGAGAAUGUUUGAGAUAUGGCAAUGUAGAUGAAGUAGUCUAUGUGGGAAGGGAAAGCUUUUUGUAUCACUUUUGUUCUUAGCACUUUAACUUUGAAUGUUAUUAUUGCUCUUCAAUUUCUAAUUUUCUCCAACCUUUUUAUAGUGCAUUCAUAUAUGUAGGGCUCUUCAAUUUCCAUUGAUUCAAAUUCGUUUUCAAAAG
This is a messenger RNA of Ilex paraguariensis (yerba mate), 1595 nucleotides long. The record is from the annotation of a GenBank genome assembly. Lineage: Eukaryota; Viridiplantae; Streptophyta; Magnoliopsida; Aquifoliales; Aquifoliaceae.